This is a messenger RNA of Cyclocybe aegerita, 858 nucleotides long. Lineage: Eukaryota; Fungi; Basidiomycota; Agaricomycetes; Agaricales; Hemipholiotaceae. The record is from the annotation of a GenBank genome assembly.
AUGUCAUCCACCCCGUGCAUCGUCCGAGUCCCACCCGAGCUGCUCUGCCAAAUAUUUGCAGCGACUCUCCCCUCCAGCGAAGACCCUGACAUAUCGCCCAACUCCGGCGCCUACCUCCUGACCCAAGUCUGCCAGGAAUGGAGACACGUCGCUAUCACCGACCCACGCCUCUGGGCCGCCUUCAAAGUCUCCCUACGCCCGUCCACAUCCCCGACGCGUGUCCAUGCCGUCAUACUCUUCCUCACGCGCUCCGCCUCGCAGCCCCUGUCCAUCUCCCUCGUUGCACCCGACCAAUUCAAGCAAUUCGACCCCGACACGCGCAAGCUCGCCACCUCCAUCAUCCACCUCCUCACGAAGCACGCAUCGCGCUGGUCGCGCAUCUCACUCGUCCUCCCCUCAUCCAGCACGCUCUUCGCCUCCCUAUCCACCUUCCCCGCCCCCGAACUGACCCGGCUCUCACUGGAUCUGGGGAACUGGACAUACGAGGAAGCCUCCAACAUAAACAACCUCCUUAUGCGGGCCCCGGCGCUGCGGCACUUCUCCUGGAGCAACCGCGCUUCCUGGGGGUCCUGGGAUGCUGUGUUUGACACCGGUGUGGAGAAGCUUCGGGCCCCUUGGCAUGCGCUGACCAACAUCCUCCUCGACACUCACGUUACCUUCAAGGUCGCACUCGCUGUGUUACCAGGACGUGACCAGAUAGCUACGAUUUCGUCCGAGGACCCACUCAAAGCCCGUAUUCACCUCCCAUAUCUUGAAAGGUUGUCAAUAUUUCAACACACCCUCGAUGAUGGCCUCAGCACCCUUCUCACCAAGUCGAAUGGCCCCAAUCAUUAUGCAGCCUCGAAUCUCUCAUCCUAG